AUGCCCCAGAAGACCGACCACCCUGCUGAACGAGCACACAGCAGCCAGAAACCAUCCACAACCACAAAUAAACCCCACGCGGCCUUUGUCCUGUUGGUCGAAUGGUUCCUCAUGAACGCCAAGCGCAAAUUCACCGUCGUCAAGCGCCAGUUCAAAGUCAAGAACGUGGACGGUGAUGUCCAAUCCCGUUGCUCCCAGGCCAUUGGGGACGUGGCAACUGUCACCCAGCUACCGUCGGCAAAAAACGCCAAAACGGGUGCGCCCCUGCUGAUCUUCCUGACUAAACAACAGGGCAUCCUGUGCCCGGUGGCCGCGCUCAGGCGAAGACUUUCUGGGACCGACUCUUCCAGGACCUUCCUUUUUGGAUACCUCAAAGGCGGCAAAUGGUUCCAUUUGGCAAAGAAGAAGAAUUGGUUUAGGGGUGGAAAUUCUGAAAAAGUGUAA
Molecule: messenger RNA, 444 nt
Organism: Puccinia triticina
Lineage: Eukaryota; Fungi; Basidiomycota; Pucciniomycetes; Pucciniales; Pucciniaceae
Exons: 4
Coding region: 1-444 (147 amino acids)
Source: RefSeq, a predicted model, not a curated record